Molecule: messenger RNA, 1863 nt
Organism: Aspergillus alliaceus
Lineage: Eukaryota; Fungi; Ascomycota; Eurotiomycetes; Eurotiales; Aspergillaceae
Exons: 2
Coding region: 1-1863 (620 amino acids)
Biological process (GO): regulation of transcription by RNA polymerase II
Molecular function (GO): DNA-binding transcription factor activity, RNA polymerase II-specific; RNA polymerase II cis-regulatory region sequence-specific DNA binding
Source: RefSeq, a predicted model, not a curated record
AUGGAGCACGCUCACGAAGACCUUCCUAAAAUCUGCGAAGAUGUCCUAUUGCUGCCGCCUCUCAACCCACAGAACGCCCUUGCUGGUAAUAUAGGUUACAGACCGUCUCUGGAUGAGUCAGUCGAACAUCCCAGCCAGCCUCCGAGCCAUGCCUCUUUCGAAGAGCUCAGGCGUAACACGGCAUUUAAGCAAACAGAGAUAGAGUGGUAUCUACCUACAGAACCCCGUGAACCAUAUGAAGACAUAAACUGUCGCUCUUCAGUCCCCUUGGGCGGCAGCUUUGGGUUCUGGCCAACCCUCAGCCAUGCCGAGCUUUCUGACGGAACAGGCUCAGAGCAGCUUCCCUACAUAAGCUCCUCAUGUGAGAGCCUUCAGCCAGGGCCCUUGAGUGUAACUUCCAACAGCAGGAAACGCCAUAAGAGAAAGAACAGACGACUAUCCACGACGGCUGUGCAAACUUUGGUGUCAUGGUUCGAACAGCACCAGGCUUAUCCAUAUCCUACCCAGAAAGAAAAGAACCAGCUGAGGCAUGAAACCGGCCUAGAAGUGAGCCAGAUCUCAAACUGGUUUACCAAUGCUCGUCGGCGCAAAAUGAUCGCUGGUGAGCCUACUCCAGAGGCAAACCACACGGACAACACUCUACUAUCACCGCUCCAGCGUUGGCAAAACUCACCCCCCGAAAGUGAACCGGCUGCAGCAUCCGACAUUCUGAAAGCUUUGGAGGAUAUCCCAUAUACUUCUGACGCUAGUAUCUCAUAUCCAGCUCCACCAGAAGCUUUAUCCAGCAACAGCUCAAGUGCUUCAUUUGUAGUAGGGGUGCCUUCGAUCAGCAGCUACGAACACAGUCACUCGUCUGGCUCAGAUAUCUCAUUCAGUCGGUCGAAUCAAACCUCACAAAGACCGCCCACGCCUCUCCUAACUACGAGAUCUCGCCGUCGGCGCCGGAAACCUCCACCUCCAAACGAGGCCUUGAGUAAGCGAAAUUCGAAGGCCCGACGGCCGUUUCAGUGCACCUUCUGUUCCGAUACUUUCAAUACCAAAUAUGAUUGGCAGCGACAUGAAAAGGCACUUCACUUACCGGUCGAUCGGUGGAUCUGCGCACCCCAGGGUGGUCUUACUGAGGUUAAUGGCACCAACGUUUGUGUAUUUUGCCAGGCCCCAGACGCAGAUUCCACUCACCUCGAAACCCAUGAUUACCUCGCGUGUCGAGAAAGGUCGGCAGAACAACGGACAUUUGCUCGAAAGGAUCAUCUUCGACAGCACCUCAGAUUGAUGCACAAUGUGGACUAUCACCUCACCAUGGACCAAUGGCGCGAUUCCCUGACUCGCCUUAACUCACGCUGCGGAUUUUGCAAUGCGAAAUUUCAUACGUGGCAGGAAAGAGUAGAACAUGUCGCAGACCACUUUAAGAAGGGCGCAGAUAUGAUCCAAUGGAAGGGCUGCUGGGGCUUCGAUCCUGGCAUUAUGAAAUUGGUGGAAAAUGCAAUGCCUGCCUAUCUCGUUGGACAUGAGCGUCUCACAAUGGACCCUUGGAAGACCACGGAUGCUCUUGCAACUGGAGGUGAUGAAGUUUUGCCUGCCAUCAUGGACGUGCCGAAUGCCCUGAAUCGCUAUGUUAAUCUCAGGCGCGACCUUAUUGCCUAUAUACGUGAGCAGACUGCCGCGGGUAACCACCCCACUGACGAGAUGGUUCAAGACAAAGCUCGUCAGAUCGCCUACGGGAACAAUGACCCCUUUGACCAGACAUAUGCUGAUAAUCCAAAAUGGAUCGCAACAUUGAGACAGGAGGCGGAACUGAUGUCAGUCCCAGAAGCAAACUGUCUCUUUCCCUUUUGUGCAUACUUUCUAGCCAGGCCACGAUGA